Molecule: messenger RNA, 2511 nt
Organism: Aspergillus homomorphus CBS 101889
Lineage: Eukaryota; Fungi; Ascomycota; Eurotiomycetes; Eurotiales; Aspergillaceae
Product: phosphate transporter
Exons: 5
Coding region: 304-2211 (635 amino acids)
Biological process (GO): transmembrane transport
Cellular component (GO): membrane
Molecular function (GO): transmembrane transporter activity
Source: RefSeq, a predicted model, not a curated record
CCCUAAUGUGUUUCCACAUCCUUGCACCUUGUCCACUUUGUCUCCCCAUCCCCCUCUCUUACUUUCCUCCUUCGGCCGGGCGUUUUGCCAUCGUUGCCGCCCUAAAGGCCUUAGAGGUACAGUACAUCCCCUCAAAUUCUUCUUCUUCCUCUCAUACUUCGAAUCUCAUCUUUUUGGGGGCUGCGGAAUCCUUCAAGAUCUUUCUGCACAGACUAUCGUUGUUUCAUUAUGUCAUCUGCUCCAGCUUGAUUUACAAUCUCUACUUAAUAUUCAAUACAGCUUCGACAGCACAGAACUAUCGUCAUGGGCAAGCGGUGGUACAAGACCGACCGCGCUCAAGACUUUGACCAUGAGCAGGAUCGUCAAGUCCGUAUGCGCCAGGUCUAUGAGACUAUCGAUCGACAGGCUUUUCAAUGGAUCGUCGUCUUCGUCGCCGGGGUGGGCUUCUUUCUCGAUGGGUACACUCUCUUUGCAAGCAAUAUGGCUUUCCCCAUGAUUUCCUAUGUCUACUGGCGAGACCAAUUAUCCUCCAUGCAUGUCACCUGCGUCAACAUCGCUACCCUCGCCGGCACACUCUUCGGACAGGUUUUAUUCGGGUACUUGGCGGACCGGUACGGCCGCAAGAAGAUGUACGGGUUGGAGCUGAUUCUGAUGCUCACGUCCACCCUGGGUGUCGUGAUGGCCUCGCAGGGCGAGAAUGGCAGCAUGAGUGUUUACGCCUGGUUGAUUUGGUGGCGAAUCAUUGUUGGUAUUGGGGUAGGAGCCGAUUACCCUUUGAGCGCCGUGAUCACGUCUGAAUUUGCUCCGACAAAACACCGCGCACGAAUGAUGGCUUCUGUAUUUUUCAUGCAGCCUCUGGGACAGAUCGCUGGUAACAUAGUUGCCAUCAUUGUCAUCACUGCCUGCCGAAAUCAGGGCACUGAUGACCUGACUCGCACGGUCGACACCAUGUGGCGGUGGGUCAUUGGCAUUGGAGUCAUCCCGGGCGUCAUCGCGACCUUGUUUCGUUUCGUGAUUCCGGAGUCUCCUCGCUUCGUCCUUGAGAUCGAUGACGAUCCUGUUCAGGCUGAGUUCGAUGCCACUACUCUGUUCGACGACUUCCACGCCAGCUCUCCGUCUACCUUGACCGGUUCCUCGCAUCCUGCUGGAGACUCUGCAAGCUGGCACAACUUCGCUCUCCCUGGCAUAUCACUCACGACCAUCACAGCUGGGAAGAACGACGAAGAAGAUGAGGACCAUGAAACCCAGCGUUCCCACUCUCAGGCCGAGAUCCUGCAACCGGCCACUCUGAAUUCUCAUUGGCACCUGACUCGCCGGGACAUCCGCCGAUACUUCUGGGUGGAAGGGAAUUGGCGUACGCUGGCGGCCACCAGUCUUGCCUGGUUCUUCUUGGACUUCAGUUUCUACGGUAUCAGUCUCUCCAGCCCUCAAUUUCUGGCUAAAACAUGGGGCUCCCUCCACCUUUCCUCUUCCGCUCCUUUCUGGAAGACCGACGACCGAGCUGGUGCCAGCGUCUACAACAUGCUCCUCGCCAGCUCCACCCACGCACUCGUAAUCCUCAACAGCGGCAGCUUCCUCGGCGGGAUCCUCCUCAUCCUCUUGAUCCACAAGCUCGACCGGACCGCCCUACAAAAAUACAUGUUCCUCGCCCUGGCGGCCCUCUUCAUCGCCCUGGGCACCAUGUACAUCACGGUGCACCAAGAAGGCGCCCCCGCCAUAACCCUCUACAUCAUCGGCCAAACCUUCUUUAACUUCGGCCCCAACGCAACAACCUACAUCAUCCCCGCCGAGAUCUUCCCGACGCGCUACCGCGCCACCUGUCACGGCAUCAGCGCCGGCGCCGGCAAGCUAGGCUCGAUUCUCGUCCAAGUCUUCUCAGCCUACUACAAUUUCGGCACCGGCCAAGGCGAGCAACCGACCAUCCGCCACGGCUGGAUCCUAAUCAUCUUCAGUGUAUGCAUGAUCCUCGGCGCCGUCGUCACCCACUUCUGGAUUCCGCCGGUGCAGCGCGCCGAGCGCGGCACCUCCUCCUCCUCCUCCUCCUCUUCUUCUUCUUCCGCACGGGGCAAACUCUGGGGCGGCCGCACCGAGACCCUCGAGACGCUGGCGCUGGGCCGGUACGGGUGGAAGAGUCGCUACGCGGCAGCCGGCGGGUCGGCAGAUCUGCCGAGGAAUCGCAUCCAUGUGCGCCAGAGGGUGGUUGUUACCUAGGGUUUUCAUGUGGAGUUCGGGUUGCGACCUCUCUUUCGUUGACGAUUUCCUUUUUCCCUUCCCUAUCUGAACACUCUUUACUCUUGACCCUUCUUUUGUUUCUUGUAUGUACUUUACUUAUACCCCGGUGAUUUUAUAUGGGUUUUGAUACUGGUAUGGGUGGAUAACGUGUCAUACAUACAUAUGUACAUACGUACAUACAUAGUAUUUCUUUUUUUCCUUUUUUUUUUCAUGUCGGACAGUACGAACUUAGCUCAGAAAAGAGCAUCAGAGAUCUAAUUACAAUUCUCGUUCCUCGAC